UCAGUCUUUGACAGCUGCAUGAUGCGACACUGGGCUCCUGUUUGGUCAGCCUGAAUUCUUUCUGACUUUAUGAGGGCUCUAUAUUUAGAGGGGCGGACUUAAAUUGAAGGGGGUUUGUGUUGGAGCUCUGUGUUAUUUCAGCCUCUUUCAACUGAGACGGCAAGACAAGAGGAAGUACAGCAUCCUCUUCAAGACCUGCAACAUUUGAGAUGGAGCCCGUGAGUAUCAAGGAGGACCUGAGGCUCUUUCAGAGCACCCUGCUCCAGGACGGUUUGAAGGAGCUUCUGAAGGAGAACAAGUUUGUGGAUUGUAUUCUGAAGGCUGGAGACCGGUGUCUGCCCUGCCACAGACUCAUCAUGGCUGCAUGCAGCCCGUAUUUCCGAGAGCUGUUCUUUACUGAAGAUGGUGUUGAGAAGAAAGACUCCAGCAGGGAAGUAGUGCUGGAGAACGUGGAUCCCACUAUUAUGGACAUGAUUGUGAACUAUCUCUAUUCGGCAGACAUCGAAAUCACAGAUGAGAAUGUACAAGACGUCUUCGCAGUCGCCAACAGAUUCCAAAUCCCAUCGGUGUUCACCAUUUGCGUCAACUAUCUACAAAACAAGCUUUCUUUGGCCAACUGCUUGGCCAAUUUCAGAAUGGGACUGGUUUUGAACUGCCCUAGACUUGCUAUAGCCGCUAGGGACUUUAUAGCAGAGCGUUUUGAGACUUUAUCCAAGGAUGAGAACUUUCUUGACUUCGACGCUCCCGAGUUGUUCGCUAUCAUCGGGUGCGAUGCUCUAAACGUGGAAAAAGAAGAGGUCGUGUUCGAGCUCUUGAUGAGAUGGGUCCGGAAGAACAAGGAGAACCGGACGAAAGCAUUGGGAGAUGCCUUCGAUCACAUCCGUUUCCGAUUACUACCUGAGAAAUACUUCAAGGAGAAGGUGGAAAAGGACGACAUCAUCAAGGCCGACCCUGAGCUCGCCAAGAAGCUGAAGGCCAUCAAAGAGGCGUUUGCUGGAAAACUUCCACAAGAUAAGGAGGGCGAGAAUGGCGAAGAGGGGGGAAAAGUCUUGCCUGGUUAUCUCAAUACCAGCAAACGGCUGGGGAUGUUCAACAGGGAUCUCAUCCUGAUGGUAAACGACACGGCGGCUGUGGCCUAUGAUGCUGAUGAAAACGAAUGCUUCCUUGCAGCCAUGGCAGAGCAGAUACCUCGAAAUCAUGUUAGCAUCACGUCGAAGAAGAACCUGCUCUAUGUUUUGGGAGGACUGUUUGUUGAUGAAGACAAGGAAUCCCCACUGCAGUGCUAUUUCUACCAGCUGGACACUCAUUCUCCAAACUGGAUCGCCCUGCCACCGAUGCCAUCGCCCAGAUGUCUGUUUGCCGUGGGGGAGUUUGAAAACCUCUUGUUUGCAGUUGCUGGUAAAGACCUGCAGAGCGAGGAGUCUCUGGACUCAGUGCUGUGUUAUGAUGUCGAUAAGAUGAAGUGGCAGGAGACCAAAAAACUGCCCUUAAGAAUUCACGGUCACAGUGUGAUCUCACAAAACGGACUAGUUUACUGCAUAGGAGGAAAGACGGAUGAGAAUAAAACCAUCAACAAGAUGUUUGCAUACAACCACAAAAAGUCCGAAUGGAAAGAGCUGGCGGCCAUGAAGACACCCAGGUCCAUGUUUGGAGCUGUAGUCCACAAAGGAAAGAUCAUUGUGGUUGGAGGGGUCAAUGAAGACGGCCUUUUAUCCUCUAGUGAAGCCUAUGACUUUGGGACGAACAAAUGGGAGCCGUUCUCUGAGUUUAUGCAGGAGAGAAGUUCUGUGAAUUUGGUCAGUUCUGCUGGUGUCCUGUAUGCUGUGGGUGGCUUCGCGGUGCAGGAGAACGAGGACAAACAGUGUGUCCCAUCAGAAAUCACUGACAUCUGGCAGUAUGAGGAGGACAAGAAACAGUGGACUGGAAUGAUACGAGAGAUGCGAUACGCUGCCGGCGCCUCCUGCGUUACUAUGAGAUUAAACACAGCAAAAAUGCCUAAACUUUAAAACAUCAUAACCACUUUUUAUAGUUUGUAUCCAAUAGCAAAGUGUAACUAUAUUUUAAAGCAGCAAAACCAACAACAAGAACCAAACAUUUACUAUAUUUACUAUAAUGCACAUUCCCCGUCUUUGAAAGUUUUAAUCAAAAUGAAUUGCAACUAAAACAAAUUCAUUUUGAUGCUAACAUUACAAACUAUUCAUCCCUCUUCUUUAACAUAGUAAAAUGUAUAGUGAAUGAUGUCUCAUGUUGACUUUAAGAGUAAAAAUAACCACAUAUUUAAAUUUCAUGUUAGGUUGUGUUGUGAAAUGUGGUGCAGUUUCUACAAUGGAUGCCAAAAUAAUAAUAAUAAAAAAAAGUGUUAUCCAUACACACCUCUUUUCUUUUAUAUACGAUGCAUAAUAAAUACAUAUUUAAAGGCAAA
Molecule: messenger RNA, 2422 nt
Organism: Carassius gibelio (silver crucian carp)
Lineage: Eukaryota; Metazoa; Chordata; Actinopteri; Cypriniformes; Cyprinidae
Product: kelch-like protein 41a
Exons: 6
Coding region: 210-2006 (598 amino acids)
Molecular function (GO): protein binding
Source: RefSeq, a predicted model, not a curated record